Messenger RNA from Zingiber officinale, 1305 nucleotides. RefSeq names its product cinnamoyl-CoA reductase 1-like. The transcript is spliced from 6 exons. Bases 81 to 1055 code for a protein of 324 amino acids. NCBI's taxonomy places the organism in Eukaryota, Viridiplantae, Streptophyta, Magnoliopsida, Zingiberales, Zingiberaceae. Gene Ontology annotation, molecular function: oxidoreductase activity, acting on the CH-OH group of donors, NAD or NADP as acceptor. The record is from RefSeq and is a predicted model, not a curated record.
CGUCACCGGGCGCCACACACACGGAGCGAGUCCGUGGAUGGUGGGCGGAAGAAUCGAGGGAGAGUAGACUGAGGCGGAGAAUGGAUGCGGCAGCAGGAGCGACAAGGAGAGUUUGCGUGACUGGCGCCGGUGGUUUCAUCGCCUCGUGGCUGGUGAAGCUUCUCCUCUCUAAGGGCUACAUCGUCCAUGGCACAGUGCGAGACCUAGGUGAUAAAAAAAAUGCACACCUGAAGGAGUUGGAGAAUGCUUCUGCAAAUCUGCAAUUAUUUAAGGCAGACAUGUUAGACUAUGAUUCUGUACGAUCAGCAAUAGCUGGAUGUGAAGGAGUCUUCCAUGUUGCUUGCCCUGUUCCCUCAACGAGAUCACUCAAUCCAGAUGUGGAGGUUAUUGCUCCUGCUGUCGGAGGCACUGUGAAUGUACUGAAGGCAAGCUCUGAGGCCAAAGUUAAGCGUGUUGUAGUGGUAUCAUCAAUUGUUGCUGUGACAGUCAACCCUAAUUGGCCACGUGGUAAGAUCAAGGAUGAGAGUUGCUGGUCAGAUGCAGAACAUUGUCGUAAAUCUCAGGAUUGGUAUUAUCUUUCAAAAACACUUGCGGAGCAUGAGGCACUGGAUUAUGCAGAGAAGCAUGAACUCGACGUCGUUACAGUUGGCCCGUCUCUGGUUGUUGGACCAUUGCUCCAUUCCACUCUGAAUUCAUCAAGCUUGUAUCUCAUCAAUCUCAUAAAAGGUGUUCGUCGAACUGCAGAGAAUCGAGACAUCUAUCUUGUGGAUGUUCGUGAUGUAGCCGACGCAUUGCUGCUGGUGUACAAGGAGUCAAAGGCAGCCGGACGACACAUUUGUGCAUCUCAUUCUUUGAAACUCCGCGACUUGGUGGAUGUUCUCAAGAGAUUAUAUCCCAACUACAAAUAUAUUGAAAAUUUUACAGAGGUAGAGGAAAGUAGUGUGGUGCGUUCCGAGAAGUUGAAGAACUUAGGGUGGAAUCACAGGACGCUAGAGGAGACCCUUGUCGACAGCAUCAAGUACUAUCAGGAUGCAGGUCUUCUUCACGAAGCGUAAAUCACAUCAUUUCCUUCCUCGCAAUCGAGCCACUCAUGUUUGUCGAUCUGUUUCCCUUGCUAAAUGCUAUGCGACCAAUAGAUGCGUGUGAAGUUUGAUCGAUUGGCCAGAACACUCAGCAUGAAAUCUAUCAUUUGAAUGUAACUGCCGUUUACAUGAUUUGAUUUUACAGGCAAAUACUGCUUGUAAAUCUCCUCAUGUUACAGCUAACUAAACAGGUACUGAAUAAAGAUGAGGAAGCUUUUUGUAA